GUCUAUGGGUCUCAGAAAAGACGAUAUAAAGGAAAAAUGGCUGCCCUUGUGUUAGCUACACCUGUACCCCUUCUGGCUUCUACUUUGGGAUAUUGAAGUACAGCUAUCAUGGAGAAGCAGAGAAGGCAACUAAGUCCAGAGCAAGAUGCCCUGGAGCACAUAGUUGCUCAUAGAGACAAACCCUUCCUGGAGGAAAGGUUUAUAGACUUCUUUAAAGGGAGAGGAGUGUUUACCCACAAGGCCAUCGAACCGUCCACGUUUGUUGUUGAAUAUCGGGGGAACAGCUUUUCUCACAAAGACACAACGCCUAAGAAGAAAUGUGAUACUCUUAACAAUUUUUUGUUUGAGUUUUCAUGGAAAGGAGCACAGUGGUGCAUUGAUGCCUCGAAAGAAGACGGGACCCUUGGACGACUUGUAAAUGAUGAUCACAUAAGUCCCAACUGUGAAAUGAAGAAAGUUGUCUGUGAGGGAAAGCCACACUUGUGUCUGUUUGCAGUGACCAAAAUAUCUCCAGGCGAGGAGAUAACUUACAACUAUGGGGACUCCUCUUACCCAUGGCGAUCAAAUGCGUCCUGUGAUGGAUCGAGUACUUCUUACUCAGACUUCUAUGCUUCUUCAUCAACACAAAGGAAUAAAAGGUUGGAGGACUCAUCAGCUUCCAGUUUUGAAAAUCCCUGCUCUGGUGAUUAUGGUGACGAACUACGUGGCAGUGGGCCAAGUCAUGGCAAUGAUAGUUUUGGCGACAUCAACUGUCAGCUGGAUUUUAGGGACAAUUCACCUUUUGCAGACUUAGACUCUUCUCAAGGGAUGACGGGGACUUUGAUGCUGCAUCCAGACAAUCCUUUAUACACCCAGGAGGAGGAUGAGGCUGCUUCCAGCUCUAAAGAACUCGGCUGGGAUGGAGACGACGGACCCAGCGAGGCUCCACCAAACACCAAAGGCCCUACCUGCACCAGUAAAAAUUAUUGUUACGUUUGCGGGAAAGGCUUUGCUAAACUUACUCGUCAUCUUUUAAGGCAUGCUGACGAAGAGCCUGAAAUCGCUGAAGCUUUGGCAUUACCCCAAAACUCCACGGAUCGAAAAAGGAUAUUUGACGAAUUACGUAACUGGGGAAAUUACCUUCAUAAUAAAGAGGUAUUGAAGAAUAACAGUGGAGAGUUAAAACUGAGAAGACGACCAUCAACCACGGUGAUCGAUCCUAAAACACAUGUGCACUGUCUGUAUUGUAAAGGCAUGUAUGGACGUAAGGACAUGUGGAGGCAUGUAGCCAGAUGUCCAUCUAAGACGUCAAACCCUGCAACAGGUGGUAAGACAAGAGUCUUGGGUGAGAUUGCUCUUGCAGAGUUACCACUCUCCAAAAAGAUUCCGUCUGCUGUGAGGAAGUUGCUCUCAAAUAUGAAACAAGAUGAGAUUGCUUCAGCAGUUCAAAAUGAUUUCCUUCUAAUACAGCUGGCACAGAAUCUGUGUGAGAAGUAUGGAAAUAAUUCAAGUGAGCACAUCAGACAGAAGCUACGAGAAAUGGGAAGACUUUUGUUAGCACUGCGUGAAAAGUCAAUAUUUAGCUUCGAAGAUGCUAUAAAACCCAAAAACUUCUUCAGAGUUGUUGAGGCUGUCAAAGACCUCGCUGGUUUCGAUGAAAAGAUGCAGAGCUAUAACAAACCAAGUCUUGCUUUGAAAUUAGGACAUUCACUGAAGAAAAUAGGCACCAUUGUCCUCACUGGAGCUGAUUGCAAUGAGCAGAUGAGAGACACAAAGACAUUCAUGAAACUGUGCGCAAAAGAAUGGUCUGAACAUGUCUCCCAAACAGCCCUCGCUUCGUUGAGUGGACGAAGAGUAAACAACCCGUCUACCAUACCAUUCACACGUGAUGUGCAGGCGUUCUUCAGGUACCUACAAACAACCACUGCUUCUGCCAUUGAAAGCAUGGAGAAGCAUGAAAGCCAGCAGGUCUACAAUGCACUUUGCAAAGUGACACUUGCACAAGCAUCAGUCUUAAGCAAAUGCGCACCUGAGGUUUCAAAAAUGACACUGAAGACAUUCCAGGAGAGAGACGACUCUACUCAAGUGUUGUCCAAGCACUUCAUUAGGAUAAAUAUUCCAAACAGGACUGGCCAAAAUGUUGCCGUCUUGUUGACCUCUGAACUUGUCAGUGCAAUAACUUUGCUUGUGAACAAGAGGAAAGCAUGUGGCGUACACAAAGACAAUCCUUUCUUGUUUGCAAAGCCUGACUCUUCUCCCACAAGCCUCCACCACGGAAGGGUCUGCAUCAGGGCUUUUUCCAUUCUGUGUCAUGCAAAGAACCCAGAGCAUCUCAGGGCGAUGCAUUUUCACAAGCACAUUGCUAGAGUCUUCCAGAUUCUUUACCUGGAGAACGACGAGUUGGAUCACCUUGCUAAACUGUUGGGCCAUAACAUCCGGGCUGACAAGGACUAUUAUCGCCUGCCAGAAGCAGCUGUGGAACUGGCAAAAAUUGCAAAACUUCUUCUGGCAAUGGAAAAGGGUUCUCUUGAAAGAUUUGAAGGAAACUCUCUGGACCAAAUUGAGAUUGAAGAUGAAUUGGAGCCAGAUGAGGAACAGGGCAACCCUGAAAACUAUGAUGUUGAGGAGGACAUUGAAGAAUCAGAUCUUUUACUUCAGCAGAGCGAUGCUGUGGAGCAACAAGACAGGCAACUGACUCCUGAGCAAGAUGCCCUGGAGCACAUAAAAGCUUGUAGCGACAAACCCUUCCUGAAGGAAAGAUUUAUAGACUCUUUGAAAGGUAGAGGUGUGUUUACCCAUCAAUCCAUUGAACCAUCCACCUUUGUUGUUGAGUUUCGGGGGAACAUCUUCUCUCACAAGGAAACCAGGAAAAAGGAAUGUGGUGAUACUCUGAACAAUUAUUUCUUUGACUUCUCGUGGAAUGGAACAAACUGGCACAUUGAUGCCUCGAAAGAAGACGGGACCCUUGGACGACUUGUAAAUGAUGAUCACAUAAGUCCCAACUGUGAAAUGAAGAAAGUUGUCUGUGAGGGAAAGCCACACUUGUGUCUGUUUGCAGUGACAGAAAUAUCUCCAGGCGAGGAGAUAACUUACAACUAUGGGGACACCUCUUACCCAUGGCGUUCAACGGAAACCAGUGAAGAACUGAAUACAUCACAAACAGAUGUAAAUGCUGCAUCUUCACCAGAGGAUGAGGGUGCUGAAGACUCUGCAGGACCCUCCAGUUCUGCAGCAUCCUGCUGUGAUGAAGACUAUGUACCUUCUCCCAGCAACAACCGUCAGAGUUUCACAGAGUCCGAUUCUCCUGAUGAUUUUACCUCUGAUGAAGAGCUCAAAGAUCCCUCCUUCACCAACGAAAAUGAUGAAGAUCUCAAAGACCACUCCUUAACCAACAGAAAUUAUUGUUACGUUUGCGGUGUAGCUCAGUCUAAAAUUUCUCGUCACCUUUUCACCCAUAGACAUGAAGAACCUGAUAUAGCUGAAGUGUUAAGACUACGCAAAAACUCCAAAGAACGAAAAGCGCUACUGGAUAAGUUAAGAGACAGAGGAAAUACCAAACAUAAUGAAGAGGUUUUGAAGACUCGCUGUGGACAACUGAAAGUAAAAAGAAAAUCAAGCAUGCUCACCACUGCUAAAACACUUGCAACCUGUGUAUAUUGUAAUAGCAUGUACAUUCGUAAGGACAUGUGGCGACAUAUGCAAAAGUGUUCUGCAAGGAAGUCCUCAGAACCUUGGUCAUCUGGGAAGAUUAAAGUCUUAACUUUGAUGGCUGCAGCAGAGUCAACGGACCCCCAAAAAAUCUCAUCAGAUGUGAGGAAGAUGUUAAACACAUUGAAGAAUGAUGAGAUUUCAUCUGAAGUCUUGAACGAUUCCUUUAUACUGCAGCUGGCGCAGUGUUUGUACCGCAUGAAUAGAGGAAAAAGAAAGAAUUUGGAAAACCUCAAACUGAGACUGAGGCAAAUGGGACGACUCUUGUUAACAUUGAAGAAAAAGUCGAUAUGUAGCUUUGAAGAUGCUAUCAAACCCCAAAACUUCAGCAAGGUUGUUGAAGGUGUGAGAGAGCUCGCUGGCUUCAAUGAAGAGACAAAGUCCUGUGACAGACCAAGUGUGCUGAAGAAAAUGGGAAAUUCGCUUAAGAAGAUUGGUGGCAUUAACUUCGCCAGAGCUUUGAAAGGGGAUGCUGAUAAAGAGGUGAUACAUGAAGCAGAGACAUUUAUAAACUUGUGUGCGAAAGAAUGGAGACAUGGCCCUUCAUCAAAGACAAAAGUAAACAACCCGCCAACCGUACCGUUCAUUCAUGAUGUGCAGCUUUUCUAUCAGUGCCUGGAUAAGAUAGCAGCUUCUGCAGUGCAAAGUCUCACGAUGUACGAAAGCUCUCCGGUCUAUUCUGCACUUCUCAGAGUGACACUUGCACAAGUGUCAGUCUUGAAUACAAAUAUGGCCGAAGUUUCAAAAGCAACGCUUAAGUCAUUUAAGGAACAGGACGAGACUGAACUUCAUGAAGACGCUGCUGUUAGCCAGUCACAGUUGGAGCAAAUUCUGUCCAAGCACACCGUCAAGAUCAACAUUGAGACCGAAAGUGGCCAAAAAGUUGCUGUUACCUUGACCCCUAAAAUACUCACUGCAAUGACACUGCUUGUGAACAAGAGAGACUCAUGUGGUGUACAUGAAAACAAUCCCUUCCUAUUUGCAAGACCUGAUGCCCCAUGUUCAAGCUUCCAGCGCGGACAACAGUGCGCCAUCAUUUUUGCAGCUCGUUGUGGUGCAAAGAACACAGCGAACCUCCGGUCUGUGAUUUUUCAUAAGCACCUUGCAAGACUUUUCCUGAUUCUCAGCCUCUCAAAUGACGACCUUGAUCAGCUAGCCAAACUGUUAGGCCGUGACAUUCAGACCGACAGAGAGUAUUAUCAAACACCAGAGGCAGCUGUCGACAUUGCAAAAAUCUCAGCGCUACUAUCAGCUAUGGAGAAUGGAUCUCUUCAAAAAUUCGAAGGGAAAUCUCUCGAGGAAAUUGAGGUUCCAGAUGAAUUGGAGCCAGAUGUGCAGGACAACUCAGAAAACAGUGAUGCUGAGGAGGACAAUGAAAAAUCAGAAAGUUCUCUGAGCGGUCUCCCCUUCACAAAAGGCUCCCUUUUGGGAACCAAAAAAACCUGCAGAGCUUCUAUGUCGAGGAAACGUAGCCGAGGCCGGAGGAAGAGGCAGGAGAGUGAAACUGAGGCAUCUGAGCUGAAUGAUGAUAAAGACACAGAGGUGAACACAGAGAGGGAUGACGGGUCAGACGAAAUGCCUGUGAGCUGUGCUGUCACAAAAGGCUCCCUUUUGGGAACCAAAAAAACCUGCAGAGCUUCUAUGUCGAGGAAACGUAGCCGAGGCCGGAGGAAGAGGCAGGAGAGUGAAACUGAGGCAUCUGAGCUGAAUGAUGAUAAAGACACAGAGGUGAUCACAGAGAGGGAUGACGGGUCAGAUGAAAUGCCUGUGAGCUGUGCUGUCAACACACCUGAGAAAACAGCGAAUCGUAGCAAUGAGGACGCUACACAUAUUUCUUUCAGUGAUGCCGAUGACGACAUGAAUGUGGACUUUGACAUGGACACCGAUGACGACAUUGUCAGAAACGAGGAAAAUGAUGAAGAUGGUGACACAACCGGCUCAGCAGCAACGCCUCUGAUACCAGAUGUGACGAAGCAGUACAAACACAGCAGUGAUACCAAGAAGAACGACAGCUCACCUUACAAGCACACCAGUGUUGCAGACCUUGAAGAGACCAUGGACAUCGAUACAGUCAACAAUGUGGAGAGAAGACAAAAUCAAAAGAAAGGAGGGAAGCAAAAUAACUGGAUUGAUGUGGCUAGCAGGAGUUUCUCUGACUUCUUAAAUACAGAAAAGAAGAACAAAUUGUCAGCUGCAGUGAUCGGAAUGAAAGAAGUAAAGAUAUUAAUCCCCAAACUGGACAUUGAAAAGUUUCAGGCUUCAGUCAAGAGUUCCCAGUUAUCAUCUGAGUGUAACUCUGUCAAGUCACCUGUGAAAGAUUGGCCCAUCCAUGAAGACAACAACCAGGGUCCAACAUCCGCUACAUCCACAGAUGUCCAAAACAAGCCCAGCUAUGCAAAGGCGUCAAAGAUGAACUGCUCCCACUGCAAGAAGAGCAUGAUGAAGGGCCAAACAGCUUACCAGAAGAAGGGUUUCACAGACGUCUUCUGCUCCAAAAACUGCCUUUUCGAAAUGUUUCCUAUCAACAAACCAGUCACCAAGACUUGUCAUUACUGCCUCAAGGCGAUAUCGCAGCCUCUAGACCUCAUCAUGGCGGCAGUGGACAUUAAAGGAACUAUGAAAGACUUCUGCAGUACGACCUGCCUCCUCUCUUUCAAAUCCAACACUGGGUCCACCCAAAAACCACAGCGGCUCUGCAGCAUGUGCAACGAAUCCUGCACUACCACAUGUGAGUUGACCCUGAACGAGGCUGUCCACACAUUCUGCAGCGACUCCUGCUUGGAUGAUUUCCGCAGGGACAACAUGGCCGUCUGCGAAAACUGCAGCUCCAACUGCCGCAACAAGCCGCUGAAGCUGGAGCUGGAGGAGGAGACCAAAACGAUCUGCAGUCAUGAAUGUCUGGAUGAGUUCAAAGAGAAAAUCGAGACGCUCCACCAAUGCACCAUGUGUCACACUUCUCAAACAAUUUCAGACAUGGUUGAUUACAAAAACGACGACAACGUGGUGAAGCUCUUCUGCAACCGCAACUGUGUGACGUCGUACAAGCUACGGCCCGCAACUGUACACAAGCUUCAAGAAAAGAAAAGCUCAGAUCAGCUGAAGAAGGGGAAAAAAGGCAAACAAUCGAAACAACAAUUGAAUCCUAAGGAAGUAAAGAUCAGUCAAGACUCCACUGUGAACGAAAAUGAUGCCCCUGCAGCUGCUGAGUUGGACAACACAUCAACAUUCAUCAUUGAAGCCUCCUGUGUUGCAUGUUGCAACUGUGGGCAGAGACUGCCGAGAGGAGAGAUGCAUUACCAGCCAAAGAGUUCACUGGAUGUUUUUUGUUCAGCCGAAUGCCUCUCUGAAAGACAUCCGCACAGCAAAUUAGCCACCAAAACUUGCUACAACUGCUUCCAGGUGAUAAUGCGGCCUCAGAACAUUAUCCUGGCUCCGGUGAAUGAUUCAGGAACUAUGAAGGAAUUGUGCAGCGACACCUGCCUCGCUUCUGUUAACUCCAAGAGAAAAAUGUCUUCCGCCAAAACCCCAUCUCUAACAGGACCUUGGUCUGAGUGCAAGAUGUGCGCCAAAUAUUGCUACUGCAAAUUCAGGAUGACCCUGGAUGGCUUGAUGCAAAGAAUUUGCAGCGACUGUUUCAUCAACUACCACAGAAUCAACAACUUACCGGUGCCUGUUUGUGACGUCUGCGGCUCCGUCGGCCUCGGCAAACGGAUCCUGCUGAAGGCGGACGACAGCAGUAAAACUAUCUGCAGUGAAGAAUGUCUGAUCAAAUUCAAAGAGAAAGUUCGGGCGCCUCAGCUGUGCCCCAUGUGCCAGACGUCCCAUCACUUAUCAGACAUGGUUGAAAAAAAAAAUGAUAAGGGCACGUUGGACUUCUACUGUAGCAACAGAUGUAUGAUGGUACACAAGGCUCAGUCUUCCACUGUGUCAGGAAGGAUGAGCCUAUCACCUCAAGACAAUGACAUUAAGGAUGUGAAGCCGUCAAUAUCACCUGAAGAAAAUGACAUUAAGGAAGUGAAGCCGUCCAUACCAAAUCUGGACUGUAUAAAAGAAGAGCCCAUUGAUGAGGCAUACAACCAGAAUCUCCCAUCAUCCAUUUCCACAGAAAACAUCAAGGAUGAGCCUAAAGCAGGAGAUGAUGUGGCCAAGGAGGACUUGAAGAUCGGUUCAGUCUUCUCCUUGACGGGAAACUUGUCUACGCCCACGUCUACAGCGCCCACUGUCACCCAUAUGGAUUUGCCUGCGUCUUGCUCUAACUGCAAACAGGUCCUGGUGGACGGGGAGACUGUUUACCAGAGGAAGGGCCACGCUAACAUCUUCUGCUCCACUCCCUGCCUUUUGAAAUGUUACCAAAUGAAACAAGUUAAGAAGACCUGUCACUUCUGCCUUCAGGGGAUAGCAGCGCAACAGGACAUCCUCCAGGCCCCGGUGGAUAAUGAGGGGACACUGAAGGAUUUCUGCAGCCAGUCCUGCCUGUCCUCCUUCAGCUAUAAGAGUAUCAUGUCCACCAAAAUACCACUUGUGCCAGUUUCGUCACAAUCACAAUGCAGCAUGUGCAGCAGAUAUUGCAUUAGCAAACAUGAGAUCAUACAGGAGGACGUCGUCCACAAGAUCUGCAGCGAUCCCUGUUUUCUCCGCUUCUGCAACAUGAACAACUUGUCCAUCUGUGAGAACUGUCAUUCCCCCUGCAAAACACCUGUCAUGCUCAAGAUGGAUGACGGCAGCAAAAAACUCUGCAAUGCAGAGUGUCUGGCCCAAUUCAAACGGAAAAUCAAAACACCGCAUCCGUGUGCCAUGUGCCACACCUCCCAUUUAAUGUCAGAUAUGUUUGAAAACAAAAACGGUGAGGAUGUGGUGGAGCUCUUCUGCACCAGCAGUUGUGUGAUGGCAUCCAAGAUCCAGGCUGUCAGUGCAUCAGGUACUCCACUCAAUUGUGACCGCUGUGGUAGGACUACAUUACCAGCCUGCCACCUCGCCAUGUCAGAUGCCUCCAUCAGAAACUUCUGCACUUUAACCUGUGCCAUGUCUUUUAAGGAGUCCCAGAAAGACAUGGCUGCUAACUCAACGGGAGCCGCUGAUCCAAGCCAGUGUGACUUCCUCAAACCACCAGAGAAACUGCCAUGUGCCCAGUGUCGGCGCAUUAUAAAAGCUUCACCCAAAGUCAUCCAGCAAAAGGGAAAAAUUUAUUUUGUGUGUGGCCUGACCUGUUGUCAAGAAUUUAAUAGGGUCAACAACAUCAUGGGCAAGUGUGAAUAUUGUAACAAUGAAAGGAUCAUCAGACACGUCCAGAAAUUUGACGGCAAAGACCAAGACUUCUGCAGUGAUGGCUGCAAGAUGCUUUUUCAACAUGAGCUGGAAAUCAAGUGGGGCCAACACUGCGGCUGGUGUGCCUACUGCUUCUCCUUUUCUAAGAUAGUGGUGACAGCAAAGUAUGAAGGCGCUGACAAGGACUUCUGCUCUGAAAACUGCAGCUCAAAUUACAAAAUGAUUCUCUGCCAUGUUACCAAGUGUGACACCUGCGGCCUCAACGGUAAACUGAGGCAGAGCCUUCCCAUGCUGGGAGAGGUCAAACACUUCUGUGACCUGAGAUGUCUCUUACAUUUCUGCAAUAAAAAGGUCCAGAUGGUCAACACAGUCUCUUCACCGCCCAGAUCUUCAGGCACAGUGGAGUCCUUCCCCGUCAUCGCUAACGUUAUCUCACUUGCUAGCGCUUUGGCGAGGCAGCCCAGUACCACUGCUAGCUCUGCACAGCAUGGUCUACACACACAGACAUUAUUCUCUGUCCCUGACAUUCAAACAAAGGUUGUUGGACAUGCCAGUGUCCAAACAGUGCCCAAGGAAAUGAAGAACAAGUCCAUGCUCUGCACGCCGUUGGUCCACAACAAGGGAGUCUCCUGCACCACACAGACUGUCGACACAGAGGCACAGACAGACAACUUUGUACCUAAAGUCAUAGUCCUGCCUGUCCCAGUGCCGGUGUACGUUCCUCUGCCUAUGAACAUGUACAGUCAAUACACACCGACGCCUCUGGGCCUGCCUUUACCGCUUCCUGUGCCCGUGUUUCUUCCUGACCCAACUGUAAAAGUCAUGGAGGAGAGGAUCCACCCCGACCCGCUGGAAGAAGAGCUCAACUUCAAGUCUGAGAGGAAGAAAGUGCAAGAUGAGAAGAACAAGAGAGAACACAGAGUGGUGACAAAAGAAGGACGAAGACGAGAAGUUCAUGCUCCGAAGGAGCACAGCAGUAACUAUAGUGAAGACUUGGAUUCAGAUCAUCAGGCCACUUUCAACAACCAGAAAGACUCCUCUUCUGACACCAGCUUUGGGUCGCUCAGUCGACCAAACACCCACAAAAAAACACCUCGGUUUUUAGAGGUGGGCAUGCACAGGGAGCCUCAACCUGAGCUCCCACCCCCUGCUCUGGAGAUGAGGGGGGAUCCCCAGGGCUCACCGAGCGCUGAACCGGCCCCAGUGCUAUUACAACAAACUGUGGGGAAAGUCCACAACAAGAACAAGGGUCGUAAGCUGCAACAGUCGUCCAGAGCAGCUGAAGAGGCGGCUUCUCAAAGAGAAAAGGUCAUGUCUAGGAAGCGCCAAAAACUUGAGAGUCAAUGUGGAAUUGCCGCCUGGAAGAGAUGGAUACAGUGGAGGAAAUCACAAACCAACCUGGACCUUGUUUCUUAUCAUGCUGUGACCUUAAACGAGGAUGUUCUUCGCUGCUCUGCGUCCGAGCUGAGCGACAGCCUCUGUUGUUUCAUUACUGAGGUGAAACGACCUGAUGGAGAGCCAUACUCCCCCGACAGCCUGUUCUACCUCUGUCUCAGCAUACAACAGUACCUGUUUGAGAACGGGCGUAUGGAGAACAUAUUCAGCGAUCUCAUCUACAACAAGUUCUCCACAAAGUUCAACAAGAUCCUGAAAGGUUUCAAACCUUCAAUAUCAGCCAGCGGUUAUAUCCAUUCCCGUGUGGAGGAGGAGUUUCUCUGGGACUGUAAACAGUUGGGGGCGUACUCCCCCAUCGUCCUCCUCAACACCCUCCUUUUCUUCUUCUGCAAGUACUUUGGCUUCACCACGGUGGAGCAGCACCGCCAGCUGUCCUUUGCUUGCGUCAUGCGCUGCACCAAAACCAACCAGAACAACACCAAGACCAGCUUCCUGCGCUUCUACCCGCCAAUAUCCAUAAACAAGGCAGAGCCAGACGGCGUACCAGCUAAGAAGCGCAAGAAAAAAGAGAGUAUGGAGAUGAUGGAGAACUCCGAGAACCCUCUCCGCUGUCCAGUCAGACUCUACGAGUUCUACCUCUCCAAGUGCUCAGAGUCGCUGAGGCAGCGCACCGACUCGUUCUACCUUUCUCCAGAUGGCCGUUGUGUUCCCAACAGCCCUCUGUGGUUCUCCUCCACCCCUCUGGACGACGGCACCAUGGAGGCCAUGCUUGUACGAAUCCUCGCCGUCCGAGAGCUGCAGGGGGAAGAUAGAAGAGGUGUGGACCAACACGAUGACACACGGUUCAUACCUGACGAGGAGGAUUUGGAAUGAUGGGCAGUUGGAGCACUAAUUCCCUUUUUUUUUUUUUUUUUUAAGUUUUUGGAGAUCUGUGUUUAAAUUUGGGCAUUUGCAACCAAAGACAAAUACAUUCCAUCAGACAGAAACUUUACAACCAGCUGCUAUUUCAAACCAUUUCAAUCAUUUGGACUUGGAACUGUUGCACAGUUUAGCUGCUAUGUCAGGGGUUUUGCCUUAGACUAAUUUAAACUAACUGUCAGACUUCAGAUAGAUGUCUGAAUUAAUCUUACUUUUUUUUUUAUUACUGAAAAAGUUGGUUGACCACGCAACUGCAUCAAACCGCUCAGCUCCCUUCGUUUCAGCAGCCUUCUGGAAGAAUUCAACAGCUACCAGGACCUUUUACUGGGAAAAUUCAGCAAAGAGUGCAGAAACAUAUACAAUCUUAGCUUCAGUACUUCUGCUAACCCUUUCCCGUCUCAUUACUCGCUCCACAACAUUAUUACCAACCCUCAAAUUCUGAGCCAGCUGCUGAUGUGUUUUAACUUUAAAAGAGAAAAGAAGAACAAGUUUACGUUAACUGCUGAUUUGUUGUGUUCGGCGACUUUUUGUGUUUGUAUCUCUGGAGUCAGUUGAAUGUUGCUUUCAGCUGUGACUCGGGAUUUAGUUAUUUUUUAUUUUCAAUAAAUACAGAUUUUAAAAAGUAA
Molecule: messenger RNA, 11891 nt
Organism: Perca fluviatilis (European perch)
Lineage: Eukaryota; Metazoa; Chordata; Actinopteri; Perciformes; Percidae
Exons: 48
Coding region: 109-11220 (3703 amino acids)
Molecular function (GO): zinc ion binding; protein binding
Source: RefSeq, a predicted model, not a curated record